AUGGAAAGAUUGAAAGAACUGAAGAGAGAGGUAGCUGCACAAGAACAGAAGUUGAAAUCGCUACAACAGCAACAACUUAAUUUGAAACAACGACAAAUUGGGCAGCAGCAACAGCCGCAACAGCCACAGCCACAACAACUACAAGAGCAGCUGGAACAACAACAACAGAAUUGUUCAGGUAUUGACAACAACAACAACCACAGCAACUUAAAUGUUAAAGAAGGUUCGAUUGUCUCAGUGAGUGCUGAACAAGAUGCCAUAAAUGCGUUGAUAUUCAUGAAAGAGAAAGAACUAGCCCUGGCUCUCAUGAAGGUUGCUGAACUGACCAGCCAACUCGAAUGCCUCAAGGGAAGUGAAGCCAUGAGUAUGGUGCUGUAUAUGUUGCAUAAGUUGGUAUUUUUUUUAGUCAUUGCUUUUCUUGGAAUAUUUAAAGGCUUGGUCUACCCUAUUACUAAACCGUCUGACUUUAAGUAG
Messenger RNA from Helobdella robusta, 474 nucleotides. RefSeq lists its product as hypothetical. The record is from RefSeq and is a predicted model, not a curated record. The coding region runs from base 1 to 474 and encodes 157 amino acids. The transcript has 3 exons. NCBI's taxonomy places the organism in Eukaryota, Metazoa, Annelida, Clitellata, Rhynchobdellida, Glossiphoniidae.